Molecule: messenger RNA, 2209 nt
Organism: Papilio polytes (common Mormon)
Lineage: Eukaryota; Metazoa; Arthropoda; Insecta; Lepidoptera; Papilionidae
Product: prolyl 4-hydroxylase subunit alpha-1-like
Exons: 10
Coding region: 535-2142 (535 amino acids)
Biological process (GO): peptidyl-proline hydroxylation to 4-hydroxy-L-proline
Cellular component (GO): endoplasmic reticulum
Molecular function (GO): iron ion binding; protein binding; L-ascorbic acid binding
Source: RefSeq, a predicted model, not a curated record
GUUUGCAGGAUUAACUUUUUUAAAGGUUUAUUUUAUAUUUGUUAACGACAGUAAUCUUUACAAAAUAAAUCCAAUGUUGGUAAGUCUGUAUUUCUACUUUCUCUUUCUACGAAGAAUGACAGAAAAAUGUUAGUGUUUGAAGACGGUCUCCUUUACAGGUAAUUUACUUUAACAUAAUUCUCAGUAGAGUUGAUGGUCGCGAGCCGUGCGCCGGCGCAGCGGCGUGCUGUAACAAUCCGUCGGCAAGGUAAACACGUUACACGUAAAAAACUAGAUCGGGGUAAAGAUUUUACUUAAUUUAACGAGUAAUAGUUGCAAUAAACCUCUUUUAUAAAUAGAAAAAAAAGUUAAUUUCCCGCUUAAAUUACUAUAGACAAGAAAUUCAAUACGAGAAAAAACUACAAAAUGUUAUGCAGAUAUAUACGUCAUGUUCUCUUUCUAAUAGUAUAGUAAUAUCCUAAUUUCUGUUAGUCGCUAGUUGCUUAUUAUAUUCUUUUGUUUUUGGAAUGGCAAUUGUUUUAGUGCGGCGUUGAAAUGCUACACAAGCAUACUUUGUGUCUUAUUUGCGUCGCGCUCAUCUUCGACUUUCGGGUAUGGACAUGCGCGGAGCUAUACACAGCCAUAUCCGACAUGGAACAGCUGCUGGUGACCCAAAAAAAGAUCAUCGUUGACUUGGACAACCACAUUCAAAAAGAGGAGAAAAGACUUGGCGUUUUAAAAAAACGGUUAAAUAUGUACAGAAGAGAACAUAAUAUGGCUCUGGUGGACGUCGAUAACUAUUUGGGCAAUCCAAUCAACGCAUUCACUCUAAUGAAGCGACUCACUAUAGAUUUAGAUUUUAUCGAAAAGACGAUUAAAAGUGGAACAGAAUUCGUUAGAGAUGUGACAGCUAGCAGCCCAGAGGUGUACCCCACCGAGGAGGACCUAAAGGGCGCUGCGCAGGCGUUGACUCGACUACAGAAAACAUACAAACUGGAUAUACGAGAACUCGCACAGGGGAGAUUGAAUGGAAUCGUUUAUAGUACACCUCUGAGUGCCAGCGACUGCUAUGAGCUGGGCCGCAUGCUGUACCUUAUUGACAAAUACUCCAAUUCCCUGCGAUGGAUGGAAGAAGCGCUCCGCAAAUACAAAGUAGAAGACGAAGUACAAAAUUUAUCAGAAGUCCAGAUACUGGAGUACAUAAGCUACUUGCAUUAUCUAUUAGAUGAUGGCCUAACAGCUUUAGAAUGGACCAACAAACUUCUAACUAUUGAACCGAACAACCAACAUGCUCUUAAAUACAUUCCGUAUUAUGUGAAGAAAGUAAGAGAAAAUAAAAAGAUACUUGAAAUGGGAAAUGCACUGGACGACGAAGAUGAAGAUGAAAUCUAUUUAGAAGCAGACACUAAAAUGUAUGAAACCCUUUGUCGCGGUGAAAUGGAACUUCCCUCUCAAAUAGUUAGCCAACUCAAAUGCAGUUAUUUGACGAAAAAUCAUCCGUUUUUAAAACUAGCUCCUAUAAAGACGGAACAAGUGUACAUAGCGCCCGACGUGUUCGUGUACUAUGGGGUGAUGAGCGAUGACGAGAUUGAGCACAUCAAGACCAUGGCUAGACCCAGAUUGAAACGUGCGUCUGUCGUCGAUUUCAUGGGCAAAGGGACAACAUCAGACUAUCGUAUCGCGAAGCUGGCUUGGCUGAAGGACGAAGAUUCCCCUGUGGUGACGCGCGUCUCGCAGCGCGUCGAGGAUUUCACUGGUCUGAGCAUCGCCUCUGCGGAGAAACUGCAAGUCCUUAAUUACGGCAUUGGUGGGUACUACGUACCACAUCAUGACAAUCAAUUGAAAAGUAAAAUGCGUUUUGAAAAUGUAUUCGACAAAAGGCUUGCUACGGUUAUAUUCUAUGGGGGCGCCACUGUGUUCUUGGAGCUGGGGCUGAGCGUGUUCCCCGUGAAGAAUGCGGCUUUAUUCUGGAUGAACUUGCACCCGUCGGGCGAAAAUGACGUCGCCAUGCUUCAUGGCGGCUGCCCCGUGUUGCGCGGCUCCAAGUGGAUAUCCAGUAAAUGGAUUCAUCAAGACGGCCAAGAAUUACUUGCGCCGUGUGAUCUGAAAUACCAACCAGAAGAGGUUUUACGGGAAAUUAUAAAAGCCAAACCUAGAGUAUAAGUGUUGUAGCAUAUAUAUAUGUUGUAUAUUCCCUUGUUUUGAAACAAAUAGACGUUAUAAUAAGAAA